Molecule: messenger RNA, 1371 nt
Organism: Durusdinium trenchii
Lineage: Eukaryota; Dinophyceae; Suessiales; Symbiodiniaceae
Source: the annotation of a GenBank genome assembly
AUGGCCCUCGAGACAAAGGCCGUUUCCGUCGACUUGGAGAGCUCUGUGAGCGAGGCAUCCACCACCGACUCGCCCAUCAAAGCAUCAGAGAAGCUCCAGCGCAAGGGCUCCUUCCGCCGGGGCGGCGUGAUUCCCACCGCGAUCUGCCUGAGCAAGGCCGCCAUCGGCGCUGGGGUGCUCUCGGUGUCGGGGCACGCGGCGGAGGUGGGCGUCGUGUGGCAGGUGGCAUGCCUCCUGUUUGGUGGCCUUCUGACCGUGAUGAGCAUCCGGAUGAUCUCAGUGGCCUCCAUCGAGACGAAGAAGUGGGGCUUCGAGGAUGUGUCGGAGGAGCUCUUCCACCCGGUGAUGUCCCUUUUCACUGGCUUCAUGAAUGUCUGCAAUUGCUUGGGUGCCGCCGCAGGAUACCUCAUUGUCUGCGGACAGGUUUUUGUGGUGGUCUUCCAAGCCAACCGCUCCGCACGGGACCUCUUUGUCGUCUUGGUGGGGAUUUUUGUUUGUUGCCCAAUGGCUUUGGCUCGGCAUGUGGGUUUCAUGCGACACCUGGCUCUUUUGAGCAUUGUGGCCUUGAUCUUCGUGGUCGUCGUCGUGGCCUGGUACUGGGGUGAUCAGGGCACCGACGAGAGCGUCACGGUGGAGAACUUCCUCUUGGGUGCAGGUGGAGCCACACCUAUCAUCUACAUGAAUGCCAUCAACAACAUGAUCUUUGCAUUCUGCAACCAGUUCAACGUUCCGCAGCUCACGGGGGAGCUGACGCCGGAGCCCAGCCGGCAGGGCAUGACGAAGGUGGCUGUUUUGAGCACUUCUGCCAGCUUCUUCCUCUAUGCCUCGGUCUCCAUCGUGGGGGUGCUGGCCUUCGGAGUGGGAGGGAACCAAAAGGACUCCCUGAUCUUGGACUUGAUGCCUGUGCGCAAGGAGGUCCAUGUGCUGAUCUCCCUACUGGCGGUGAUGUUCAGCGUUCUCACCUGUUUCCAAUUCCACAUCUAUCCCAUCCGCCAGUUCCUGGCUUAUGUGGUGCGCAAGGCCCGUGGUCGCAGCUCCGACGACGAGGAGAAAGACGUGGUUUACUUUGGGCUGAGCUUGACACGCUGGUAUGACAUUGUAUGCGCCUUGGGCACGGUCUGCCUCGUGGUCCUGAUUGCGGUUGUCAUUACCAGCCUGCGGACCAUUAUGGACUUCAUCGGGGCUUUUGCGUCCGCAUACAUCAGCUUCAUUGUGCCCCCCUUGUGGAUCAUUGCGCUCCGACGAAAGGACCCGAAGAACUUCUCCUGGUUCAGCCGGGAGAUCCUCUUUAGUGUUUCCUUCUUGGCUUUGGGCCUCUUCCUCUUCGUCUUCGGCACCUACUCGGCCAUCCUGCCAAUCCUUGGGCACUGA